AUGAGAAUCUCGAUAGCUGCAGUUACGGGCAUUCUUGUCCAGGGCAUAUCCUUAGCUGCUGGCCUUCGGAUCCUUCAAUCGAAUGAUGAUGGCUGGGCCGACUUCUACAUCCGUCAUUUGAACGACAAGCUCCGCGAAUUGCACCACGAAGUAGUCCUAGUAGCUCCGCCCAACAAUCAGUCUGUUCCGACCGUAUUCUACGAUGACCCCAUCAACGGCCCUUUGCAAGACAUGGUCGGCUCCCGUUUGGGGCCAUGCCAACAUAACAGCUGCGAGGAAGGUGGACCGAUGAACAACAACCAAUCUCGCCCCGACCUCAACUGGGUAAACGGCCACCCUAUGCACGCCAUGCAGUACGGUAUCGAGUCCAUCGUACCGGACUUGUGGAACGGAACAAAGCCAGAGCUUGUCAUUAAUGGACCCAACAAGGGCAACGUCAUCUGGCCGUGGCUCCAGCGCAUCCCCAACGCAAUCACGGCGGCGUACGCGAGCGCCCAUUACGGCAUCCCGGCCAUUUCCUUCGCAUAUGGAUCUAGAAACGGCAAUUGGUCGUCGUGGAACACUGCGAAAAGACCUCGCAACAGCCGCACCUACGUCGGGCUCGUGGCAAGGCUUCUCGGCGAGCUCCAAGAGACCCACGAGGCAGGAAAAGGCCUGUUGCCACCCGACACGUAUCUCAAUGUGAACUUCCCACCUCUUUCAGCGACGUGCAAAGAGGUUGAGGACUUCCAGUGGGUACUCGCCGGUUUCGCACCUCGGGGAUUCUUGGACCCAGUGCCCGCCGUCGAGUGGUGUGGCAAGCAGACCUUGCCCAGCGAGUAUAAGACGCUUCAUAGUGGCUGCUACAUAUCCAUCGCCUUGGGCAAUGCGACGUCAAUGGCGAUCUUGGCCGAUAUAGUCGCUCAACGAAAUCUCAUUAACAGGCUGGGGAGUAUCUUGUCCUGCUUACCGGCGGAAAAACGUCAGUAG
Messenger RNA from Purpureocillium lilacinum, 969 nucleotides. NCBI's taxonomy places the organism in Eukaryota, Fungi, Ascomycota, Sordariomycetes, Hypocreales, Ophiocordycipitaceae. The record is from RefSeq and is a predicted model, not a curated record.